UAAGAUAAAUGUGUGCUCUCAAGACACACGUCAAUACAGCUCAACUCAACCACACGAACCGAGGAGAGGAAGAUUUCGCUCUCGCGUCAUGUCCUUAGCCAUGCCAACUCUUCUUUUGAUGUUCGUACUGGAUUUUGCCGCAAUCUUUUUCAACGGACUACUGCUACUGAGCUGCUUCAGACAUGAAAAAAAAUACAGAUUUUUCAAAAAGUGCUGGAUACUUUUAGGUCUUCAGGUCGCUUGCCAAGUUGUAAUUCUGGUCGCGGAUGCCGUGGAAUGGUGGAAUGGUUUCCGUAUUCAAGCUACGGAAUCCUGUAAUAAGUCCUUAUUCGUUAUGGUUUUUCUUGCAGCAUGUUCGGUGCUGAUUUUCAGCGACGUGGCACUUGCUCGUUUCGAAUCAGCUCUAUGGGGUCGCGAUUUGAAAAGGGACACGUCGUUUGAUGGAACUGUUUAUUUACUGAUCCUGAAAUUUUGUUUGGGAACAUGUUUGCCAUUAACACUGUAUGAUUUAAUAAAUUUAAGCUAUCCCAGAAAGAAAGGUUACAAAUCCGUCUCAAACUACUCCAGCAGUGAGACGCGAAGUCACCUAUAUUCUUCGGCUCAGUCUAACACGGAAACAUGA
Molecule: messenger RNA, 622 nt
Organism: Pocillopora damicornis (cauliflower coral)
Lineage: Eukaryota; Metazoa; Cnidaria; Anthozoa; Scleractinia; Pocilloporidae
Source: RefSeq, a predicted model, not a curated record